AUGGGAAAAACUUUAGUAACGGUUGAACUGAUUCGACGCCGUGCCGAGCACAACGAGGGCGACAUCCAAUCCCUCGAAGAGAUCUCUCUCCAUCAGGAAAAACUCGAAAGGAUUGAGCUGCUGGACCGAGUCUGUCGAAACUUGAAGAUUUUGCUCAUGCAGAAUAAUUCAAUUUCAAAGAUUGAAAAUGUGAGCCGUUUGAAGAACUUGGAGUACUUAAACCUCGCCUUGAACAUGGUCGAGAAGAUUGAGAACCUGGAAGGUUGCGAAUCUUUGAAAAAGUUGGACCUCACGCUAAACUUUGUUGGAGAUAUUAGUUCAGUUGUGAAUCUCAGUCCGAAUUAUUACUUGGAGCAGUUAUACAUGGUUGGCAAUCCAUGCCAUGAUUUUCCAGGCUACCGAGCCUACAUUAUCACCGUGCUCCCUCAGUUGAAACAAUUGGAUGGGGUAGAGAUUACAAAAUCGGAAAGAUUUCUGGCACGCCAGACCUUCCAAGAGACCGAGGCAACAAUUCUCCUUCAUCAAGACGCCUACUUGAGAGAACGAGACCAGGGCAAGCUUCCCUCGGGGAAUGACGAGUCUAAAAAUAAUAACGAAUCCACCCCGACCAACCCGAAGAUGACCAAAGUUUCAUCCGAGAAAGUGACCAAGAUUAGUGUCGUUGAGGAUGAAGAAGACAUCGACGACGACGAAACAUUCUGGUCACAAAUGACUGAAAACACUCCAGAAGCUCGUAGCGCGAUGAAUCAACGCUUGGAGAAGCAAGACGCAGAGAAAGCAGCGAGUAAAAAAUCGCCUCUUGCAAAACCAAAGUUUCCUCGAAGGUUGGAAACUGACGAUGGGCGUCCGUUGAAUAUUAAUGAACCAAAAUUGUCAUUCAUUUUGCACGAUGAAGUUGAGAGGAAUCAAAUCGUACUGGAUUUGGCAGUUCCCAGAUUUCUCUGUAUUACACUCAUCGAUGCGGACGUGCAACCAACUUAUGUUCGUGUCACGGUGAAAGGCAAGAUUUUCCAGCUUGUUCUUCCCGAAGAAGUGCGGCCAGAUUCUAGUUAUGCGCAAAGAUCUCAGACUACGGGACAUUUGAUUGUCACGAUGCCAAAAGUUCACGAGCACAGCACGCUAGUCUGGAGGGGUGGAAGUGGUCCACUAAUCGAGUUGGGGAAAGGUGGCAAUAAAAAGUUGUCAGUUGUCGCCUCCUCUCAAAAAAUUGUGGACACAACUCCUGCCCCGUUAGAUGGAAAUCGUGACAUCAAAGUGGUCAAGCAGGUCCCUUCCAAGCCUCAAAAAGUGGGAUCAGUCGGGAAAGCCUCGCCAAGAGGUAGUGACGCCUUCUCAGUUCCCGUCCUUUCCCCAACCGCCGCCACUCCGCCUCCAAAUAUGACGAGCCCCAAGACGGGCAAGAAAAAGAGUGGAAACAAGACGGUGAAAGCCAAGGGGAAUAACGACUUGAGCAAGAAUUAUCCGUCGCGCUGGAAUGUGGAUGAUGUUCCUGCCUUGAUGUGACCAUGUGCAGAUUGGGGAUCUUUCAUUACGACGGCUAAUUAAGAAUCAAUAAUUGUUAAUUUGAUUCUUCCCAAAAUUAGCAAUUCUGCAGCAAGUUAGCAUGAAGCGAAUUAAAAUCAUGUUUACAGGUAAUUCUUCGUUAUAAUAAAUCUUUGGUAUUUCUGGUGCUCAUUUCAUAAUUUGAAAGGGAAAGAAAAUCAACAAGUUGUAGUUGUGCACGUUUCUUAAUGAGCAUUC
Molecule: messenger RNA, 1740 nt
Organism: Folsomia candida
Lineage: Eukaryota; Metazoa; Arthropoda; Collembola; Entomobryomorpha; Isotomidae
Product: protein tilB homolog
Exons: 8
Coding region: 1-1503 (500 amino acids)
Cellular component (GO): cytoplasm
Molecular function (GO): protein binding
Source: RefSeq, a predicted model, not a curated record